Molecule: messenger RNA, 2850 nt
Organism: Amphibalanus amphitrite
Lineage: Eukaryota; Metazoa; Arthropoda; Thecostraca; Balanomorpha; Balanidae
Product: thymidine phosphorylase-like
Exons: 7
Coding region: 64-1392 (442 amino acids)
Biological process (GO): pyrimidine nucleobase metabolic process; pyrimidine nucleoside metabolic process
Cellular component (GO): cytosol
Molecular function (GO): 1,4-alpha-oligoglucan phosphorylase activity; pyrimidine-nucleoside phosphorylase activity
Source: RefSeq, a predicted model, not a curated record
GCAGAGCACACUCGGCGCCCAGCGCCCGCCGCGUGAGCACUGGCCAGCAGCCGAGCCGGCACCAUGCACGAGCUGCACGUGCACGACGUGCUGGGGAGGAAGGCGGCCGGCCACGAGCUGACCGCCAAGGAGAUCGAGCUCUUCGUGGAGCGAGUCUCCCGAGAGGAGAUCGACCGACUGCAGCUAGGCGCUCUGCUGAUGGCCAUCUACACCCGCGGCAUGGUGCAGCGCGAGGUGACCCAGCUGACCGCGGCCAUGACCCGAUCGGGCGAAGUGCUCCGCUGGCCCGACGACUGGACCGUGGUCGACAAACACAGCACCGGCGGCGUCGGCGACAAGGUGUCGCUGCCGCUGGCGCCGGCACUGGCCGCGCUCGGCUUCAAAGUGCCCAUGGUAUCCGGCCGCGGCCUGGGCCACACCGGCGGCACGCUCGACAAACUGGAGGCCAUUCCAGGGUUCAGCGUCAGUCAGACGGCUGGUCAGAUGCGCGCCUGUCUGGAGCGCGUCGGCUGCUGUAUCGUCGGCCAGACCCAGACGCUGGUGCCGGCCGACCGGGUGCUCUACGCCAGCCGCGAUGUUACUCACACUGUCGACUCGGCACCGCUCAUCUGCUCGUCCAUCGUUAGCAAGAAGGCCGCCGAGGGUCUGCAGGCGCUCGUGCUGGACGUCAAGUACGGCGCCGGGGCGUUCCAGCGGGACGCCAGGCACGCCGCCGAGAUCGCCAGGAUGCUGGUGGACACAGCGAACGGGAUGGGUAUCAGCACGGCGGCGCUCAUCACUAGCAUGGAGUCGCCCAUCGGCCAGACGGUCGGCAACGCGCUGGAGGUGGCCGAGGCGGUGCGCUGCCUGCGCGGCCGCGGCGCCGCCGACCUGCGCGAGCUGGUCACGGCGCUGGGCGGCCAGCUGGUGCAGCUGGCCGGCCGCGGCUCGGCCCAGCACGGCGCCCAGCUGGUGGCGCGCGCGCUGGCCGACGGCUCGGCGCUGGACAAGUUCCGACAGAUGCUGGUGUGCCAGGGUGUCAGCGAGCCGGACGCGCACCAGCUCUGUCACGGAGACGAGUGGACGGUGCUGCCGCGCGCGCCGGCCAUCGAGGACGUGUGUGCCACGGACGCAGGCUUCGUGCACGCCGUGGACGCGAUGGCGGUGGCCCGCGUGUGUGCCGCGUUAGGAGCCGGCAGAAAGCAGGCCGGCGACUCCGUGGACCACAGGGUCGGCAUCACGUUCCUGGUCCGCCUCGGAGACAUGCUCGAGAUCGGACAGCCGUGGGCGCAGAUCCACCACUGUGGCAAUCUGACGGACGCCGGCCGGCUGCAGGUGCGCCAGGCGCUCCGUCUGACUGCCCAGCGGCCCAGCCCGGCCCCGCGCGUCACCGGGCUCGUGCAGAGGCAGUGAUCGGGCCAGGCCCGCCGGCCACCGCGCCCCCGUGCCACACGCUGCAGCGGCCGACGGGCGCACAGAGGGGCCGCACCAGCUGCCGCUGGGCGAGCCCAUCAGCCGGAGACCAGCGAGGCAGAGCCGGCACGGGAUCCGCCGACCGGACCGGGUCGAGGGGACACUGAGGACAGUAGGGCACCGCGGCGCCGCCCUGACCUGGCCAGUGUAUGCAGUGCACUGAGGCGCCGCCCUGACCUGGCCAGCAGUGUAUGCAGUGCACUGAGGCGCCGCCCUGACCUGGGCAGCAGUGUAUGCAGUGCACUGAGGCGCCGCCCUGACCUGGCCAGCAGUGUAUGCAGUGCACUGAGGUGCCGCCCUGACCUGACCAGCAGUGUAUGCAGUGCACUGAGGUGCCGCCCUGACCUGGCCAGCAGUGUAUGCAGUGCACUGAGGCGCCGCCCUGACCUGGGCAGCAGUGUAUGCAGUGCACUGAGGCGCCGCCCUGACCUGGCCAGCAGUGUAUGCAGUGCACUGAGGUGCCGCCCUGACCUGGCCAGCAGUGUAUGCAGUGCACUGAGGUGCCGCCCUGACCUGACCAGCAGUGUAUGCAGUGCACUGAGGCGCCGCCCUGACCUGGCCAGCAGUGUAUGCAGUGCACUGAGGCGCCGCCCUGACCUGGCCAGUGUAUGCAGUGCACUGAGGUGCCGCCCUGACCUGAGCAGUCCGGCCAGGAUGUGGUCUGUAAAGUAGUGUGCGACCUCACUGCUCAAAGUUUUAAACAAAGCAAGAGAUUCGCUGAGAAAUUGAUUGUGAAAACUGGUUAGCACACAUGGUACUGAAGAGAUUGUAACUAUUUUCAAAAUUGUUUUAACGCCAACGAAGCGCCAUGACGAUUAACACCGUGCGAUUGACUAAUGAGUUGAUAAUUCCCGACAAAUCGAGCAUUGCUAGGGUUGUAAAUACAGGCAACAAUGAAUUGAUAGUCGGUAAAAUGAGAAUAAUAAAGAAACGGUUUUGACACGUUACCGAUCUGUUCAAUGCAAUGUGUGCUAACCAGCUUUUUAAGUAAUUCGCCUAGCAAAUCUGGUGCAAUGUUUAUAGAGACGUUUACAGGGAUAGAGACGACGUUUAUAGACGUUUAUAGAUAUGUUUAUUGAGACGUUUACAGGGAGGAUAAAACUUAAAAAAAAACUUUAGUCAGGCAAUUCACAUACGCCGCCGAUGAAAGACAUAACUUUCGCCAGGUUUCAUACCAGCCUUUUUUUAAUUUUGCAUCCCGGCUAGCCGAAGUCAUGCCCGGGGAGUGUACUAUGUAUCACUAAACAUGUAGUUCUUGUAUCGGUUAUGCCUACACAUGUACACUGUACAGCGUCUAAUGUUCGCAGGCCGAGAAGUGACGAUUUUACGCAUACGCCAGUGCAUGCAAAACCAAUGGAGGUAAUAGAAUGGUGCAAUAGCCAAUAAACGGUACCACAA